This is a messenger RNA of Strigops habroptila (Kakapo), 6629 nucleotides long. It is a transcript of the gene MGAT5B, whose product is annotated as alpha-1,6-mannosylglycoprotein 6-beta-N-acetylglucosaminyltransferase B. The transcript has 18 exons. Gene Ontology annotation, biological process: protein N-linked glycosylation. The coding region runs from base 215 to 2605 and encodes 796 amino acids. Lineage: Eukaryota; Metazoa; Chordata; Aves; Psittaciformes; Psittacidae. Gene Ontology annotation, cellular component: Golgi apparatus. The record is from RefSeq and is a predicted model, not a curated record. Gene Ontology annotation, molecular function: alpha-1,6-mannosylglycoprotein 6-beta-N-acetylglucosaminyltransferase activity.
GGAGCGGUGCGGGGCAGGGCGCGGCGCCCGCACGGAGAGGCGAUGGGCUCGGCCUGCUGCGGGUAGGGGUAGGGCGGGCGGGGAGUUGCUCCGCGCCCCGCCAUGCGCCCCCGCGGAGCCCCGCGCUCCGCCCGCUGAGCCCCGCUCGGGGGUACCGGGGGGGGGGGGCGUGCGGGGGUUCGCCCCCUCCCCGCUCCUCCCGCAACUUUGAACGAUGAUCACAGUCAACGCGGAUGGGAAGAUAAUGGUCAGGAGAUGCCUCGUCACCUUGAGACCCUUUAGGAUAUUCGUGCUGGGCAUUGGAUUUUUCACCCUGUGCUUCCUAAUGACGUCGCUGGGAGGGCAGUUCUCAGCCAAGCGCCUGGGGGACUCGCCCUUCACCAUCCGGACCGAAGUGAUGGGUGCGCUGGAGUCCCGAGGGGUGCUGCGGCGGAUGAGCGACAUGCUGGAGAUGCUGAUGAAGAGGAUGGACAUCCUGGCCAGGCUGGAGAAUAGCACUGACUUCCACAAAGGGGAUGAAGCACGAUUCCCUAUGGACAGGUUUCAGCCAGCAGCUGGCCUGAUGGAGAGGAUCCAAGCUAUAGCUCAAAACGUCUCAGACAUCGCAAUAAAAGUAGAUCAGAUUCUCCGGAACAGCCUCCUGAAUGCGAAAGGGGCAGAAGGCAGGAGGGACCAGUGCGAAGUGCCCAGGGACCCCAAGUACCCUGACUGCGCUGGGAAAGUGGAGUGGAUGAGGGCCAGGUGGACCUCUGACCCCUGCUAUGCGUUUUUUGGCGUGGACGGCACCGAGUGCUCAUUCCUCAUCUACCUCAGCGAAGUCGAGUGGUUCUGCCCUCCCCUGCCCUGGCGAAACCGGACAGCAGCUCCUCCUUCACCCCCACCGCAGCCCCGUGAGCAGGCAGCUUUCCGGAGCGACCUGGCUCCCCUCCUGGAGCUCAUCGGCACGGGCAAGGAGUCCCUCAGCUUCAUGAAGAAGCGGAUCCGGCACUUGGCCCAGCAGUGGCUGCGGGCAGCUCGGCGCCUCGAGCAGAAGCUGAAGGGCCGGCAAAGGGACCAGAAACAGAUCUUGAUCCAUAUCGGCUUCCUGACGGAGGAGUCGGGGGACGUUUUCAGCCCGCGGGUGCUGAAGGGAGGCCCUCUGGGCGAGAUGGUGCAGUGGGCUGACAUUCUGGCUGCCCUCUUCCUCCUGGGACACAGCCUGAGGGUCACGGUCUCCCUGAAGGAGCUGCAGAGUCACUUAGGGGUGCCUCCAGGACGGGGAAACUGCCCCUUGACCAGUCCUUUACCUUUUGACCUGAUCUACACUGACUACCACGGUCUUCAACAGAUGAAGCAGCACAUGGGGCUCUCCUUUAAGAAAUACAGAUGCCGUGUCCGGGUCAUCGAUACCUUUGGGACGGAGCCGGCAUACAACCACGAGGAGUACGCCACGCUGCGCGGGUACCGCACCAACUGGGGCUACUGGAACCUGCAGCCCACCCAGUUCAUGACCAUGUUCCCUCACACCCCCGACAACUCCUUCAUGGGCUUCGUAUCAGAGGAGCUCAACAAGACAGAGAGGCAAUUCAUCAAGUCCAACAAAGUGAGCAGCAUGGCAGUGGUGUACGGGAAGGAGGCCAGCAUCUGGAAGUUGCAGGGCAAGGAGAAGUUCCUGGCCAUCCUCAACAAGUACAUGGAGAUCCACGGCACGGUUUAUUAUGAGACGCAGCGGCCGCCCGAGGUCCCGGCGUUUGUGAAGAACCACGGGCUGCUGCCACAGCACGAGUUCCAGCAGCUGCUGAGGAAGGCCAAGCUCUUCAUUGGCUUCGGCUUCCCCUAUGAGGGUCCUGCCCCACUGGAGGCGAUUGCCAACGGCUGCGUUUUCCUGCAGGCGCGUUUCAACCCCCCGCACAGCUCCCUCAACCAUGAGUUCUUCCGCGGGAAGCCGACGUCACGAGAGGUAUCCUCCCAACACCCAUAUGCUGAAGACUUCAUCGGGAAGCCACAUGUGUGGACUGUCGACUACAAUAACUCUGAAGAGUUUGAAGCUGCUAUCAAAACCAUCGUGAGGACCCAGGUGGACCCUUACCUGCCUUACGAGUACACCUGCGAGGGGAUGCUGGAGCGGAUCCAUGCCUACAUUCAGCAUCAGGAUUUCUGCACCACGUUGUCCCCUCCUCUGCCUCCCAAGGCCAAGAGUCCUGCUAUGCAAAGCCCUCCAAGCGUGCUAGUGCUGUCCCCCAAUGCCACUCACCUCACGUGGUCCCCCAGCGCCAGCCGGGACCCCCGUGCCUGGCCGCCGGUGGACUCGCUGCAGGUGUGGGUGUCAGAGGCAUGGCACUCGUGCACCGAGACGUGCCGGCGGCACGGGCUGGUCUGUGAACCCACCUUCUUCAGGUUCCUCAACAAGAAGGACGUGUUUCUACAGCUCAGCAUCACCUGCGACAGCACCGAGUAUGAGAUGAACCAUCUUUACCCAGCAGUGGCCGAGAACGUCCAUGAGUGCUACCUCCAGAAGGAGCCGCUGCUCUUCAGCUGUGCGGGCUACAACACCAAGUACCGGCGCCUCUGCCCCUGCCGUGACUUCCGCAAAGGACAAGUGGCUCUGUGCAGGGACUGCUUGUGAUCUGGGGGGUUGUGUCUGCGACACACAACAUGCAACAAGUGGCUUUUUCUCAAAGCUUCUGCAAUAGCCGAGGGAGGUGGGACAGGUCCCUCCCAGCGGGUGUCAGACUCUGGGGGUUGUGUUGUCCACCAGUCAACUGUGAAUGACCAUGUCCUGACCUUUGGUUUCAUUUUCUUCUUGAGGAGCAUUUUCCAACCACAUCCGAACCCACCUGGACCUGGUGGUGCUGGGACAGGGUAAUGGGGAGAGGGGGGCUGGGAACAUCCUUCCCCUCCUCUGGCAAUGGGACAAGCCACCAGCAGACUGCAGUUUCAGGGGUUUCAUCCUCUUCAAGCAUCCAAGAUUGUUUUAUUUAUUGAUUUAUUUCUUUUUUAACCCUUCCCCCUGACAAGUGGUGAAUUAAAGGGGAAGCAACACCCAGCCCUUCUGCGGGAGUUCUUGGCAGAGCUAUGUUGGGGGCAGAGUGAGGGCUGCUAGUGCCCACCUUGGUUGUGGAGCUGGGGGAGGACAAAGCCCAUAGGAGCAGCUGGGUUGGAUGAACACAGAGGGAUCUGCACCAGCGCUGCCCCCAGGAUGAGCCGGUGGGAGAUGAAUGGACUCCAGGAAGUGAAGGAUGGGGCUGGGGAGGGCUCUCAGGAAGGAUGCUGGUCCCUUUGGCAAUGGUGUUGGCUGGGCAGAGGUGCCCAAAGUGAAUCCCUCACCAGCCCUCAGGCUGCUCUCUGCCCUGCUGGGCUGUGCAUGGAGCUGUACAUCCCUCCAGGGACCGAGGCAGAGGUACACGGAGUGCUUGGUGUUCGAAUGAGUACUAUCCUGUCUCAGCAUGCCCCAGAUGUUGCAGGCCCAGGAAGAGGUGAGCUCCAAGCAAACAUCUUCCAUGAUGGUCUUCUCUUCUUUUUUCUCCACACCACUCACCUCACUGCAGGGGGGUUCUCUGCUGCAGGAAUUUCCCACCUGCAGGUCCCCUUUUUGGGUUAGUGCUGCCUGGGGUGGCCUGGUUUGGUUCUGUAUGGUUGCUCACCGGAGCAAAUGUGUUUCUGUAAGGUUGGUGCUCAGACCUCCUGUUGCUUGGAAGCAUUUGGUGGUGAGUUUCCUGCAUCUCAUAAAACAUAUGGCUUGAAGGUUACAGGCUGGAAAUUCCCUCCUAGAACAUCCCUGCAUGGAAUAGGUCCCAGCCCAGCAGGCAAGGUGGGGUGCAGCCUGUCCUGGCAGUGUCACCACAGGGUACCAGGCCCUGGUGGGUUUGUCUCCCCUGGCUCAAGGUGACUGAUGAAGAGCAGUGGCAUGGCAGGAUAAGUGCAUGAGGUCUCCCCUGCCAUCCAGCUGCUCGCUGGAGCUGCAUCAUGCAGCCCUGGCAUCUACAGCCAGUCCUCCCUGUGCCUCGGUGGCUUGCAGCCAGGUUUGGGGAGAAAAUCCUAUUCCUUCCGCUGUGCAAUAGCACUGGGCAGACCCCAGCUCCCGUUACCAUCUCCCUCAUCUGGUCCCAGGAAGGGGAACACCACAAGGUUCUUAUGUCCUGCAAGGCACCCCUUCACUGUGGUGAGACCAGCCACAUCCUGCGCCAGAUGAGGCAGGAGCUGGAGACGCUGCUAUUAUCCCAGAGCAAUUUGUCAUCUUCAGUGCAAAAUUGCAUAGGCAGCCUCCAUUCCGCAAGGGGAAGGAUUGAUUAAGUAAUUUUUGUCUUACAGCCAGCGUGCGUAUAAAUAAAAGUGGUGCAAACCUCUCUGCAGAGCUGAACACCACCACCCCGUGCCCCUCUACAGCACCUUUCAUCUCAGUCUCAAAGCCUGGCAAAAGCUCCUGUUGUGGGUGCUGUGUGGGCAGGAGCCAGCCCAGGGGAUUUGCAAGCAGGAACCACCAGUGAUUCACUUCCCGGGGCUGUAAGGACCGAAUAAACCCUGGUUUUAUAAGGGAUCUAAGCGAGCUUUAAAGACGAAGAGGCUCAGGAUGCCUCUUGAGGCAGCGCUCGUUGCACAGCAGCUCCUUGGGCAGGUUUCUCCAGCCGUUCUGCUUGGAUGCUUUUAAAAUAGGCUUCACAUUUCAGCAGCCCAGCGCCUGCCUCCCACCACAGAGAGUCCCAAUUAUCCCCUGGCAGGAGCAAUUUUCUCCAAGCUGAAAUAAAAGGCGGCUGGCUCACCUUCUCUGCUGCCAUGGGGAAUAAUGAUCUGUCUGGAACCUUGUUGGAUCUUGAGCCAGCCUGUAUAUUUGGGUGAUGGAGCUGAGUAAUACUCUGAUAUUGCCUGUCGUGUCCUUUCUCCAUCAGCUGCCGCUGAGGCCUGCUCUUGGUGCUGCCAUGAGGGUGGGUGCUGCUUGGGGAAAAGCCUCCUUCUUCAGCUGGUGGUGAUUGCACAUCGCUUGUGGAUGGUGGAUGUAACAGGGACUGGAGUGUGGCUGCUCCAGCCUUAUCCUGCUUGGAGCAUCCCCUGAAGCAAGGGGUGCCUUGGUCUAUAAAAUCGGACGUAGGGGCAAGGUGGGGCUUGGCUGGUUCAGUAAUGCCAAGUUGGGUAUUAACGGUGCCUUUGGGUGCAAAAUUGGCACCAAAUUGUUUGUUCCGUGAAGGGUGUAUGCCAGGGCUGCCUGGGGGCGCAUAUUAAUUCCUGCAGCGCUUCUGGUCCUGGGCUCCCUGACACAGAGGUGGCCACAAGGGACAGAGCUGCUGGGUCAGCAGCAGCUCCUGCAGGAGUUGGUGUAAAAGAGGAUGGACUUUGUCACAUGGAAAUGCUUUUUUGCUGCCUGUUUCUGGCCCUGGCUGUGCCCAAGUGAUUGCUGGAGCAUCCUGCUGCCUUCCUGUGCUUUUGCCCAAGCAGGUCUCCAGCACUUGUUCUGGUCUCCCAGCCAGGACACAUUUCUAUCUGGAAGGGAGAUCUGAGAAUAAUACAGACAUUAAAUUCACUUUUUAUUAAAUAGAAGGAUGGAAGAGAUGUAAAAGGAAGCCAAGGCGCCCCCAUAUAAAGAGAUUCUAAUUACCGUAGCUAAUUACAAAGAUCAAAUCCUCGGUUGGAAGGGGGACACAGUGUCAAAGCUAUGGAUAAAAUCAAGCCAUUCAAAAUCAAAUGAGGAGCUGUCAGCUACACCCGUUGAUGCUGGUGGAUGGGACAGUCUGUUUAACAACCAGAGCAUGUGUGUGGGGAGCCCCUGUGGUCUCCUUGGGGCGAGGGGUCCGGACUGUUGAUGGCAUUCCUGGUGGCAUCCACUGAGUAGAGCCUCCUGGAAGGUUUUAUUUUUCAACCUAUUUUCCUCUUCUGGCAGCGGUGAAACCAGGACAGGCAUGUCAAAAGAAUGAUACGGUUGUGGAAAUCCAUUUUCCAUACAUAGAAAUGGAGCCAGGAGCAAUUUUUGUUUCUGAGCCUCACUCUUGUUAGUAAUUCCACUCAGAACUUUACUUUUGGAGUUUGGAGAAGUUUUAUCCCCGUUUUUAAUGCUGAUGGCAUCAAACCCUUCCAUUGCCAGGACGGCUGGGGGGUACUGGGGAGAGGGCCAGUGGUCCCAGCCCCAAUCCCUGCACAGCAUCUGCUGCAGAGGCUGAGCCACUGUUGGCUCCCAGAGCAGCAUUUUGGGCUGUAAAUCACAGCUGGAGGUAAUGGGGCUGCUCCACUCUUAUCUGGGGCUUUAUUAGGAAAUCGUUAAGUGGCUUUUCUCUCCUGAUCCCCCGCUUAUCUGCAGCUGGGUAAAGCGGCAAAUUUCAUCUAUGAUGUGGACAGCCCAUGCAAAGAGAAACCCAUUUAUUUCCCCUAACAGGUUUAUCACUAGAUCAAGGAGCUGCUGAAGAUAUAAGCACCGGUGGUUAUUUCCCCAGGUGAUGGAUCUAGCUGCCACACAGCCUGCAGUAACCAAAGCAUGUCGCCUGACAGGGAUGUCUAAUGGACCUGUGGUCAGGACUACUGGCUCAUGUAUUUCAAGGUCUUGAUUUAAUUGAGUCCUGACUCCCUGGUAUCAGGCUUUUCUUCUCUUUUUCUUUUCUUUUAUUAUUAUCCUUUUCCCCCUUCACAAAGACUUCCCAAAAUAAACUCAUGUAUUUCAUCUCCUG